Molecule: messenger RNA, 948 nt
Organism: Heterocephalus glaber (naked mole-rat)
Lineage: Eukaryota; Metazoa; Chordata; Mammalia; Rodentia; Bathyergidae
Source: RefSeq, a predicted model, not a curated record
AUGGAAAGAGUAAACCUGAGCUUUCCCAAUGCCUUUUUGCUGCUGGGCUUCUCACAGUUUCCAUGGCUGGAGAGGCCUCUUUUUGGGAUGGUUCUGCUCUCCUAUGUACUCACCCUGGUGGGGAACAGCUCCAUCAUCCUCCUCUCCCUGUUGGACCCCAGACUUCAGAUGCCCAUGUACUUCUUCCUGGACAAUCUUUCUCUGCUGGACAUUGGUGUCACCUGCACCAUUGUGCCCCAGCUUCUGACCAAUCUCUGGGGACAAGAUAAGACCAUUGCUUCCUGGGGCUGUAUCACACAGGUCUACUUUUUCAACUGGACUGCCUGUGCUGAAUGCAUCCUACUGGCCAUGAUGGCCAUUGAUCGCUAUGUGGCCAUCUGCCAGCCCCUCCAGUACACUCUCAUCAUGCAUCCCCGGGUGUGUGUGCAGAUGGCAGCUGCCUCCUGGUCCAGCGGCCUGGCCAAUUCCCUGCUACAAACCAUAUCCACCCUCCAGCUCCCCCUCUGUGGACCUCACACCUUGGACCACUUCUUCUGUGAGGUUCCUGUUCUCAUCAAGCUGGCCUGUGGGGACACCACUGCUAAUGAGUUGGCCCUGUCCAUUGGAGCCAUCCCAUUUGGAAUGCUGGCUCCCUUGUUGGUAGUUGUCUCCUACAUCUUCAUUGCUAGAGCUAUACUGAAGUUACCUUCAGCUGAAGGCAGGCACAAGGCACUCAGCACCUGCAGUUCCCACUUGCUGGUGGUCACCAUGUACUAUGGCCCUGCCAUAUAUGUGUACUUCCAGCCUCCUGCAAAAAGUUCUCAGACUAAAUUCAUGUCCUUCUUCUACUGUGUUAUUACCCCAGUGCUCAACCCACUCAUCUAUACCCUGAGAAACCAGGAUGUGAAAACAGCACUGAAGAGGAUCCUGCAAUUCCCGAGUGGGAUGGAGUGUUUAAAAGCCAAAUGA